GUAGUGCGCCUGCUCGCCGCUAGAAUCGCUGUUUUGUGUUUUCCCCUCCUCAGCUGUUCUCCGGUUGUGUAUGUUGUGAGGAGUGUAGUCUACUGGUUGUGGAUAUGUAGAAGUGGUGCAGACUUGUAAGAAGCUGUGUCUUUUGACAGGAUAUAUUAAUUUCAGUGAAAAGAACCUGAAGAAGUCACGGUUUAUUCGAGUUGCUACUCAGCAGCCACGGGGCUGAGAUUGGAAGAAUUCGGCUUGAAUCUGUGGAGCCUGUCGGCCCGGUUGUCUUUUUUCGUGACACACAAUGGGACUUGUUUAAGCCGUGCUGGCCUGAGCCCCCGCUGUCAUCCUUCCCCACACAACAGCGGCGGCUGUCCUGGAGGCUUGUCACUUUGUGGUCGUCGAGGCAGCAGUGCGCGACUGGAGAGUGCCUGCCGCCGUCUCUCCGCCUCUCGUCAUUCAGGCCAGUCUCAGCCCGGCCGCCAUGUUAAUGCAGCCGCCGUUGGCAGCACCCUAAGUUCAGCGAGAGCAACGGCCGCCAGUUGCCUGGUGGUGGCACCGACCAACAGCGUCAUAGUCCGGAUUGGACCGGCCCCUCCACCGGGCCUGAGCACUGUGUCUGCUGCUGGAUAGUCGCCAUGGCAGAGGCUACUUACUCAUGGGCGUACUCCUUGGUGGAUUCCAGUCAAGUGUCCACUUUCCUUAUUUCCAUUCUUCUCAUUGUGUAUGGCAGCUUCAGGUCCUUAAAUAUGGAUUUUGAGAACCAGGACAAGGAGAAGGAUGGGACAAGUUCCACGAAUGGCAAUUUUAAUGGCAACACCAGUAGUAACAGUAUCCAGACAAUUGACUCAACGCAAGCACUGUUCCUUCCAAUUGGGGCCUCUGUGUCACUCCUAGUCAUGUUCUUUUUCUUUGAUUCUGUCCAAGUCGUUUUCACCAUAUGUACAGCAGUGCUUGCAACAAUAGCCUUUGCCUUUCUGCUUCUGCCAAUGUGCCAGUAUUUAACCAGACCGUGUUCACCUCAGAACAAAAUUUCCUUUGGCUGUUGUGGCCGUUUCACCGCCGCUGAGCUGCUCUCAUUUUCCCUUUCUGUUAUGCUUGUUCUCAUCUGGGUCUUGACUGGACACUGGCUUCUUAUGGAUGGUGAGUAUGUUGUAUGUCUUGCGUUAAGAUUGAGUAGAUGGGUUCUUAACUCACUUGUGGAACUUUUGGCGAAGGGUAACGCCUUCGUACCUAAUCAACAGAUGGACAUAGUUCAAACAGUUAAAGACUUAAAACUUUUUGUGAGGAAACUGAAUUUGAACCUCUUGUUUGGCAACUCUGUUUAUGUUUUUUUUUCAGCCUACAUUUUCAACAGCAAUGUUAUGGUAAAGGUGGCCACACAACCUGCUGAUAACCCUUUGGAUGUUCUGUCCAGAAAACUUCAUUUAGGACCAAAUGUAGGUCGAGAAGUUCCACGCCUCUCUUUACCAGGCAAGCUUGUUUUUCCAAGUUCCACAGGCAGCCAUUUCUCAAUGCUGGGGAUUGGAGACAUCGUUAUGCCCGGGCUGCUGCUAUGCUUUGUUCUGCGAUACGACAACUAUAAGAAACAAGCUACAAGUGAUCUCUGUGGUCCACCAGGAUCUGCAAAUAUCUCUGGUCGUAUGCAGAAGGUGUCCUAUUUCCACUGCACACUCAUUGGGUACUUUGUUGGUCUUUUAACUGCAACAGUUGCAUCCCGAAUUCACCGAGCUGCCCAGCCAGCACUGCUGUACCUCGUGCCAUUCACUCUGCUACCACUGCUUACUAUGGCAUAUUUAAAGGGUGAUCUACGACGGAUGUGGUCAGAGCCAUUCCAUGCUAAAACAAGCAGCCCUCGCUUCCUGGAAGUAUGAUGGAAAGAAAAUGACAGAUGCACUUUUAAUUCCAAAAUGGUUUUACUACCUGAAGGAACUAUCUGCAAAACUACUGCAGAAUGCUGUGAUGGUCUGUCUUUAAUUUGUCAUCCUGAUGAUCCUCCAUCAUACAGAAUAAUGUAAAACUUGAUUCAAUACUGAGGCUGCUGCAGUUUUUUUUUUUUUUUUUUUUAAUUACUGUUGGAGGAGCCCCAUGUGGUAGAACAAAUCAUGCAGACCUUCAAUAAAAAUAAACUGCCUUCUGUGUUACACAUGGAUGUCGAGUCCCUCUUGAGCAGAAAUUUCACAACUGCUUGUCAAGUAAGACUGUUCAGAUGGCUGCCCGUGUGACACUUCGAGGGGAACCAUGCAGACUGCCACUUGAACCACAGAAAACAGAAUAGUCAACAGCAUCACUUAGUGUCAUCUUUAACAGUUUCAGUGACUUUCAUCUGUGUGAUGACACUUCAAAUCCCAUUACAGAGUUACUACAGCGCGCAACACACUUCUGUACAGCAUCUUUUCCACCUUGUGUCUUGCUGUGCACUGCACAGUAAUAACAGGAAGACGUGUUUAAGAGGACUGCUGUUGUGUAUUCAGCGUGGUGUGUUGUAAAUUUGAGCAUGUAUAGCAGUUAUUUUCGGUUUCUUGUAUAUACUCAUCUCUCCACUAAAAAUGCAGCUUUGAAUAUUGGGUGUGUGAAGUUCGUGUGCCAUUCCAUUGAUGACCCUCUCCUUGUCCUACUUUCACUGUAGAAAGCUACUCUUCCUUUUUAUAUACUUGAACAUAUAUAUAUAUAUAUAAAUAUCUAUAUAUGUAAAAAUACAUAAUGUAAAGGUCCCCUACUAAAGUUUUAAAAUGGGUUUCUGGUUGUGGAGCUAUGGCAUGUAUUAUAGCAUUUAAGUCUCCAUAUCCCUGUUGUUCCACAACAUGUAAAUAUAUUGAGUUUCUUUUCCUUUAUUGUACACAUUUUUGUUGAUUUAACCCCUCUUGCAACAAAAUUCAUAUUUGCAGUGCUAUUAAUGGCCCUUUUACGUGAAUUUCCACAUCUGCUGCAUUCCCCUGCCUGCUUGUUGUGCUGGUUGUUGGUGAGACAGGUUAAGUGGAAUUUUCAUGUGAUAAGAUUGUAUUAGAAAGUUGUGACAGGGGUAGUUUGCACUGCCUUCCAAAAGUAUUUAGGCAUUUUUUUAUGGCUGAGAUCAAGCAGGUGUGUAGAUAGUAUAGUAGGUAAAACUGUACUCCUCUCCUUGGCUCGUAAGCAUUGUAGAUGAUUAAAAAAGCCAGUAUACUGUGGAACUUGAGUGAGUUGCUGUGCUUCUUGCGGGAGUGCAGCCCCUUGGUAACUUGUUGGAUAUUUGCCAGCAAACCAUGUUUUGGUGGCUUGACUAAAGUGUGGUUUGGCUUAAAUGUGUGAUUUGGAACUCCCCCCCCCCCGAGAUAUUUUGUAUACUUAGUUGACCUCUGACACAUACAGCCCUGGCAUUUUGCUAGCCUGAUAGCUUCAUUGAUUGCCAUUGCACUGUCUUAGUUUGUGUGGCAAAACAUGCUUUUUCAUUGAUUUUGAUACUAGUAUUUGGCUGCUGGAUACAAGGUGUACUAGGAAAAGGUAAGUUUUUAGGGAGAUCCAUUCAUUCUGUGACCUGUUGGAUUACAAGCAUAUUGCUUGCACUCUGUCUCAAGAUAUAAGUUUGUUGUUAUCCCAGGUUUGGCUUUUCCUUGUAUGUGUGAUUGGUGGAUGUGCAAAAGCCUGUCUGACUUAAGUGUCAACUUUGAAGCAUGUUCUGGAUUUGAGAACCAAUAUGUUGGUUAGCCAAGGAGAUUUGUGACCAUUUUAAAUGGUGUACUUGGAUCUUGAGCACUUGAGCUUCAGCAAUAUAAAGGAGUAACCUUUGUUUCCUAGAAAAGGUAAGCCAGUGUGCAGAGUGAAGUGAUCCUAGAAAAGGUAAGCCAGUGUGCAGAGUAAAGUGAGAAUUUGUAGUAAUGUGGCUGCACAGCAUUACUGGACACGCAGUCUUGCCAAUGUAAUGUGUGUAGGGAGUAAUGGACAGUUUUCCAUACCCAGAAGUAAACUAUUAGAAAAUCUGUAUUAAACUUUAUGGUUCUGUUUCUCUCCCCAUGUAAAAGUAAAUGAGUUGGCUAUCUUCACAUAAUUGAGCCAAAAUAGUAAAGUUUGAGGCCUGCCACUGAUAUUCAUACUUGAUCCUUAACCCCUUUUGUUGUUUAAGUAUUCCAUCAAGUAGAAAUGUGGGUGUCCUUUUUCUGGAGUAUAUUUCUCUCUGGGUGAUUCUGUGUGAAGUGAUAUACUUUUUUUUGUUAAGGGUUAAAAUACUUCAAUGGUGCUUUGCAAUGGCAUUGUUUUAUUGAACUCAAGUGGGUUUAAAACUGUAUGAAGCCAUUGUGUGUUAAAGAUGUUACCCCUAAUUAGGUAUUUGUUCCAUUAGAGAUUGGUCAGAUCUUUUCAACACUGCUGAAUGAUGAGUGAGGCAGAACAGCUGCUUAUUUUUUAAAAGAUGCAAGAAAAGCAUUUUACCGUCUCUCCGGGGAUCAAAGCCACAGUAAGUGUACAGUAUGAGAACUGAUGCUUUUUCUUGCCUCCUCUGUAAGUCACCUUUCAGACUGGCCACAGUUUUUAUGAUGCUGCUUUGAGAUGGGAAUGAGUGUAGUCUAUCUGAGUAGGCCUUUCUUGCACAUGUAGUCUUGUGUCCUAAUCCUAUAUGAAUGUUUCCUUCUCGCCAUCACCAGCAUUUGUACUUUUUGUGCUGUAGACUAGGGGCCAUGCAUUCUAAUACCACUGAUAAGGGCAUUGCUGGUACAGGCACUGGAGUGGGCCAAGUGUGGCUCAGUGUUAGUGUAACAAAUCCUCAACAUUGUAUUCAAAAUGACCUCUUGAUUCCUAAUAUCCCAGAUGGAUUUUUUUGUAAAUAAAACUCAUAACUUGUGACUUUCA
Protopterus annectens (West African lungfish) is the source of this 4809-nucleotide messenger RNA. RefSeq names its product signal peptide peptidase like 3 (gene SPPL3). Gene Ontology annotation, biological process: membrane protein proteolysis. The record is from RefSeq and is a predicted model, not a curated record. Gene Ontology annotation, molecular function: aspartic endopeptidase activity, intramembrane cleaving. The transcript is spliced from 11 exons. The coding region runs from base 627 to 1862 and encodes 411 amino acids. Gene Ontology annotation, cellular component: cytoplasmic side of endoplasmic reticulum membrane; Golgi-associated vesicle membrane; lumenal side of endoplasmic reticulum membrane. NCBI's taxonomy places the organism in Eukaryota, Metazoa, Chordata, Ceratodontiformes, Protopteridae.